UAAUGACUCACCAGGGCCAGAAAAGAAAGAAUGGUUUGUGCUUUGACACUCUGGCUCUGCUUUACUGGAAUGGGUGCUUAGUUGCAUAGGGCUGUUAGGACAAUGACAGAUGAAAAUGAGGAAAGUGUCUGGCUUCUGCUUCUCACAAUACUGUGCCACAAAUGUAUUUCAGAAAGUAGCCAGGCCUUUUGUUGUGUACUUAGGUGAGAUCUGUAGCCAUACAUACUCAGGUGUAAAUUCAGACUAAAAUAAUGUGAAAUAGCAGGAUUUAUCUCAUCAAACAGUUCAGCUUCAUCAUUCUGCUGAAAAUAAUAACAAAAUGUGAUGAUAUCUGCCUGGCAGUUUCUAGCUGGCGUUGUUUGAGCUUCUGCGUGCCCAGUGACAUGCCCAAGACUCAAGUUAGUGUUUCCGAAGGAAUGCCUCACAUCAGCAGGCAUAGCUGGGUUCCACAGGAACUGCAUGUGCAGUCUAGUGUUGAAGGGGCCUCUCUCUCCUUUAGAUUGUGUUGCUACACUUUUCUAAUAGUAGUAACAGUUGUUCUUAAGCCGAUAUCUGCAUGAACAAUGGCAAUGUGGAUUUUCUGUGCAGACGUUUGACAUCCGUCGAACAGCCCAUGUAAGGUCGGAAAAAUUAUUGCUACAGUAAUGAUGAACAAUCUGCCUCAUGCCUUAGAAUAGCUGCACAGGAAUCCAUUUCAACAGGAGGAGUGUGUUUCUAAGCGGUCACUAGGAAAUGAGAUUUUUUUUAUGUUCCUUCCUGAGUCUAACUUGUACACAUAUUUCAUUAGGAAGAUCAUUAAGGAGGAUCUUUGAGAAGGGAAACUGCUGCUUAAGGACAUAUGCUCAGAAAGGACAGAUAGUUUAGACAGCAGUAUUUGUCUAUUGCUCUACCAACAAUUGAGUGCUUCUGUAGCAGCAGAAUCAUAUGAAGUGACUGAUUCAAACAGUAGAGCUCAGAACACAUUUCAUAUUUAAAACCUUGUAAUCUUUUGUUAGUUUAGAAGAGCAAAGCUAAUAUUCUUGAGAGAUGGCUUUAGAAACAUGUGGAAGCUGUUUGAGCUGUCUGCUGGUACCUCUUGCACUUUGGAGUAUUGUUGUUAAUGUCCUUUUAUACUUUCCUAAUGGGGAUGCAUCAUAUGUUGCCAGUUACCAGCAUCCCAACUACGUGUGGUAUUUUGAAGGCAUCUGUUUCUCAGGUGUGAUGAUUCUUCUGUUGGCAGUAAUCCUCAUAGCAUUGGAGUGUAAUGCAUUCUACCGGUGCUGCCAGAGCGAGAGCUGUAACAAAACCUACAGAAGUUUUAUUUCAAUUGUGCUAGCCAUGCUUGGAGUUGCUUUCUCUGGAUACAGUUGCAUCAUUUUUACUUUGGGAUUGAUUCAAGGCCCCUUCUGCAAUUCAUCAAGUGGAUGGGAUUACAUCUUCAAAGAUACUGUUGGAGGGUACCUCACAAAUUAUUCUGCUUGGUCUCAAUGUGCUGAACCUGCUAAUGCUGUGGAAUGGACCAUCAUUUUACUCUCUAUUCUGAUGACUCUUAGUGGACUGCAGUUGAUAAUCUGUUUUCUUAAAGCGGCUGCUGAACUGAAACGUGCACUGUGUGGGACCUAUUCUGUUUUUAUUCAGGUUUGUGGAUGCAGAAUGAAGCUGCACUUGCUAGAAGUUUUGCUGCUUUUUUGCUGUUACCGAACUAGGGCAGUGACCAGGGAGUAUUACAUUGGGAUUAUAGAGACAGCAUGGGACUACGCACCUGGCAAUACUGAUCUUAUAUCUGGACAACAUUUUGCAGAAGAAGAGCAAGCUGAAGUCUUCCUUAAAAGAGGACCACAAAGGAUAGGAAGCAUUUAUAAGAAGGCUGUCUACACUCAGUACACCAAUAUUUUAUAUGACGUGAUAGUUGAGAAACCUUCCUGGCUGGGUUUUUUAGGCCCUAUCAUUAAGGGAGAAGUUGGAGAUUCUAUUGUUAUUCACUUGAAAAACUUUGCUUCCAGAAACUACACACUGCAUCCACAUGGUGUAACAUACACAAAGGAAAAUGAAGGUGCUUUUUAUCCAGACAAUACCAAAGGUUUUGAAAAAAGAGAUGAUGCUGUGAAGCCUGGAGGCCAGUACACUUACACGUGGGAUGUGACAGAAGAUCAAGGUCCUGCUAAGGAAGAUGCAGACUGCAUAACCAGAGUUUACCACUCUCACAUAGAUGCUCCAAGAGAUGUUGCCUCAGGGCUUGUUGGGCCUUUAAUAAUUUGCAAGAAAGGUGCAAUGAAUAAGGACAAUGAUAAAUAUGUUGAUGCUGAAUUUAUCCUUAUGUUCUCUGUGAUGGAUGAAAAUCUCAGUUGGUAUCUAGAGGACAAUAUCAGAACAUACUGUUCUGAGCCUUCCAAAGUUGACAAGGAUGAUGAAGACUUUCAGGAAAGCAAUAAAAUGCACUCAAUUAAUGGGUACAUGUAUGGAUACCUCCCAAAUCUCACAAUGUGUGCUGAAGAUAAGGUAAAAUGGCAUCUUUUUGGCAUGGGUAAUGAAGCUGACAUCCAUUCAGUGUACUUUCAUGGUCAGACCUUAAUAGAGAGGCACCAUCGAGUUGACACCAUUAACCUCUUCCCAGCCACAUUUAUCGAUGCUCUAAUGAUACCAAGGAAUCCCGGGGAAUGGCUGCUGAGCUGCCAAGUGAAUGACCAUGUAGAAGGUGGUAUGCAGGCACUUUUUAAAGUAGAAGAUUGCAGAAAAUCUACAAUAGAUCACAAUGAGACUACAAAGAUAAGACAAUACUUCAUUGCUGCUGAAGAGAUUAUCUGGAAUUAUGGCCCAUCUGCCCUCAACCAUUUUACAGGACAAGAAUUAACUGCUGACAGUGAAUCUUCUGUAUUUUUUGAACAAAGUGAGACGAGAAUUGGUGGCUCUUAUAAAAAAGCCAUUUACAAGGAAUACACAGAUGGUACUUUCACGGCACAUAAAAAAAGGCUCCCAGAGGAAGAACAUCUUGGUCUCUUAGGACCUGUUAUCAAGGCAGAAGUGGAAGAGAGCAUCAGGGUGACUUUCCGAAAUAACGCCAGCCGCCCAUUUAGCAUCCAGCCCCAUGGUGUGAGUUACCAAAAGAGCAACGAGGGAGCAUUGUAUAGAACUGCCUCCAGAGAUACUGAAUCUCCAGCCUCCCAUGUCAGUCCCGGUGCUACGUUUACAUAUGAGUGGAACGUGCCAGAAGAUGUGGGCCCCACAGACCAAGAUCCAGACUGCUUAACUUGGCUUUAUUACUCAGCUGUGGAUUCAGUCAGAGACACCAAUUCCGGCCUUGUGGGUCCUCUUUUGGUGUGCAGGAGAGGAGCUCUGCUUCCUUCUGCAAAACAGAAAAGUGUGACCAGGGAGUUUUUCCUACUUGCCACAGUAUUUGAUGAGAACCUGAGCUGGUACUUGGAUGACAAUAUUUUGAUGUUUGCAUUAAAUCCUAAUGAAAUUGACAAAGACAAUGAGGACUUCCAGGAGUCUAACAAAAUGCACUCCAUCAAUGGUUAUAUGUAUGGAAAUCAACCCGGUCUUGAGAUGUGUAAAGGUGAGGUGAUUUCCUGGCACUUGAUGGGCUUGGGAACGGAAGUCGAUGUUCAUGGGAUAUACUUUUCACAUAACACAUUCAUAACAAAAGGAACAAGAAAGGAUACGGCAAAUCUAUUUCCACAUACAUUUGUUACAGCUAUUAUGAAGCCUGAUUCUGAAGGAAUUUUUGAGGUAUCGUGCCUGACAACAGAUCACUACAGAGGAGGCAUGAAACAGAAAUACAAAGUGAAACCAUGCCACUGGGGGAAUGUGGAUCCAUCCCUGUAUUUGCAUGAGAAGACACACUAUAUUGCUGCCAUAGAAGUUGAAUGGGACUAUUCCCCUAACAGGACGUGGGAAUUUGAGCGGCAUCAAUAUCACGAGGAGAGCCCUGGCAAUCCAUUUUUAAAUAAAGAAGACAAAUUCAUUGGCUCAAAAUACAAAAAAGUAGUGUAUCGUGAGUACACGGAUCACACAUUCAGUACUCCAAAAAGCAGAGCAGAGGAAGAGCAGCACCUUCAAAUUCAAGGGCCGCUGAUUAUGUCAAGUAUUGGAGAUAAAAUUAACAUAGUUUUUAAGAAUCUGGCAUCAAGACCUUAUUCUAUACAUGCCCACGGAGUGAAAACAGACAGUUCUGUUGUUGCUAUAACCAACCCAGGUGAAACUAAAACGUAUGUCUGGAAAAUAUCAGCAAGAUCUAGUUCUGAGAGAGGUGAACUGCAUUGUACAGCAUGGGCAUACCAUUCAACAGUGGACAUCAUUAAGGACACUUACAGUGGACUAAUAGGCACACUUGUUGUGUGUCCUAGACAUUAUCUGCCAUCAUCUCAUACUAGAAAGAAAGUGCAUUUUGCUCUUCUUUUUAUGGUUUUUGAUGAAAAUGAGUCAUGGUAUUUGGAUGAAAACAUUGAAACCUAUUCUGUCAACCCGCACCUUGUUGACAAAGAAAACGAGGAAUUCCUUGAAAGUAACAAAAUGCACGCCAUUAAUGGAAAAGUAUUUGGAAAUUUGCACGGUCUGACUAUGCACGUUGGAGAUGAAGUAAGCUGGUAUUUGAUAGCAAUGGGCAAUGAAGUAGACAUUCACACAACACAUUUCCAUGGCCACAGCUUUAACUAUAAGCAAACAGGAGUUUACCGGGCAGAUGUCUUUGAUCUGUUCCCUGGAACAUUUCAAACAGUGGAAAUGAUCCCACAGAACCCUGGAACAUGGUUAUUGCACUGUCAUGUUACUGACCACAUCCAUGCAGGCAUGGAAGCAAUCUACACAGUGCUCCCAGAGGAAGACAAAUGGUCUUUGUUUCCAAGAUUAUUCAAUCAAUCCAAGUACACAUCCAAAGGCACACCAGAUGUGUGAGAAUGAAAAAAACACAAAACAUUUACUACAGUGAUUCUCCAAGAUCUACUUUCAGUGAAGAAUUGCUUGAAAAGUACUAUCUCCUAGAAUCAUAGAAUCACAAGGUUGGAAAGGACCUACAAGAUCAUCCAGUCCAACUGUCCUCCCAUAACCACUGCCUCCACAAGCCACUAAACCAGAUCUCGUAGCUCCUCAUCCAGACACCUCUUGAACACUGACAGGGAUGGUGACUCCACCAACCUCCCUGAACAGCCAUUCCAGUGCCUGACCACUCUCUGAGAGAAAAAGUUUUUCCUUAUGUCUAAACAAUGGACAACACUAUUUCCUCUUCAUGUGUUUAAGAAGAUUUCAUUUGAUGGAACACAGCUACAGGAGACCACAGGCUGAGGCAGCUGAAUGAGUAUAAUAACUUGUAGUUUUCUUAAAUAAAAAUCACAACUUGCAAGGUAGCCAUGUGUUAGGUGAUACCUAAUGCAUGUUAUUUAACUGCUGGAAAGGCCAAAUGAAAUGUACUUUCCAGAUUUGUGAGGAUUUAUUUGGUUUUAGUUUGUAACUAAUUCUGUGUUUAAAAAAAAUAAUAAAAUUGUUUUAGACUACUAUCUUAGUAACCAUUGCGUGGACAAUUGAAAUUUGGCUGUCAUAUUAAUUAUAGGUUCUUGAAUUGUAGUUUUAUCCAGUAAUGAAUUUAAAGAAAGUAAAUUUAAAAGAUGUAAUGGCUAAUUCAAUAAAUAAGAUAUUUGUGCUUUU
Molecule: messenger RNA, 5619 nt
Organism: Coturnix japonica (Japanese quail)
Lineage: Eukaryota; Metazoa; Chordata; Aves; Galliformes; Phasianidae
Source: RefSeq, a predicted model, not a curated record